Chlamydomonas reinhardtii is the source of this 1922-nucleotide messenger RNA. RefSeq lists its product as uncharacterized. The coding region runs from base 248 to 1096 and encodes 282 amino acids. The transcript has 5 exons. NCBI's taxonomy places the organism in Eukaryota, Viridiplantae, Chlorophyta, Chlorophyceae, Chlamydomonadales, Chlamydomonadaceae. The record is from RefSeq and is a predicted model, not a curated record.
GCUUACUCCCAUUCCACAAUUGUGACUUCGCGUUACCGUGCAAGCCCUUUCCGAGCCGAGUCUUUUCACGUUGCUCGCUUAGUUGUUGAGGAGCUCUUUCGCUCACCGCGCACGUAUUAGCGCUCCGCUAUUUCUCUCGUCAGCAGCAACGCACUGGCUUGUCACUACCGCGGCGUCCACUCCUUCUCACCAGUCCACACUCGCUGGCCCGCCCGACCAACCGGGAACGGAAUCGCUCGUCGCAACAAUGGUCGUCGCGUCCUUCACGGAACCGGCGCAGCAGCACCGCGCGCCCUUCCCGCUCAUUCCCACCGGCGUCCACAUAGCCACCAUGCUGGCAGCAGCCUACCCGCACUUUGACAUCGUGGAUGAGAAAUUCGUCUUCCGCACAUCGCCCGAGACUUUCGCCGACAGCCUCCGAUACACGACGCUGGGCUGUGUGCUGCUGGCGGCGGGCCACUACGCCUGCCAGUUCGUGGCGGCGCUGCGGCCGCUGCGGCACGAGUACCUAGGCACCAUGGCGCUACUGCAGCUGCUGUACGUGGGCCUGCUGGCCGGCCGCGCCGUGCUGCAUCCCGCCGCCGCCCGCGCCGACUGGGCCGGCAGCGCGGUGGGCGCACUGGCGGCGCUGCUCAGCCUCGUGCUCACGCUGUACGACAAGUACGACCCCCGUAUCUGCCCGGUGGCGGAGGCGGCCUCGGAGGAGGAGCUGCGGGACAGGCUGCCCAGCGGCAGUGAUGCCGCCACCCUAGCCGCCGCCAGGUCCCUCGCAGUACGACACGCCGCCGCCCGCAAUGCCGUACGGGUUACGGCCGCCUGGCUCGUCCCAGCCGCCACCCACGCCCUUUGGCUGCUGUACGCCGUCAACCUUAACAUGUCGUACCUGGCGCCGUACAUCACCGCCUCGCCGUCGUCGUACGGCGCCGCCGUACAGUCGGCUCUGUCGUACUGCUCGGCGGUGCCGUACCGGGAGUACGUCGUACUGCUGGUGGACGGGCUGGCGGUACUGCGGCUGGCGGCGGCGGUGUCGGGCGGGGGGAAGAAGGAGGCGGCGGAGGCAAAGGCGGCAAAGGCCGGGGAGGCCAAGAGCGACUGACGCAGUGUGGAAGUGAGGAAGUGAGGAACUAAAAGGACGGUGCGUUGCGUUGGUUAGCUAGGUGCGGAGCAACAUGUAUGGACGCGCGGCUGUGCAUGCCCAGGAGCGGGGCCCGUGUGUCUCACUCAGUCCAACACCGCACGUGCGCAUGUAUGCUUCCAGAUUUGGUUUGUGUUUGUUUGGUUGUUAGGCAGUAGUGGGGUGAAGCCCGUGCCCCGUGACCAUCGGCGGUCAUGUGCUUGCGAGGUGUUUGUGCUGUGCCGAGUGGUUAACUGCGCGUGCAAAGUCGUGAGCGCUUCAUUUGGAAUGCGGGGCCGCCUGCCCCUGCUGGUGUGUACAACCAUAUAUGCAUGCCUAUGUACCAAAGGAGAAGAGAGUGCGUGGGAAUUCAGCCCUGGUGAUGACAACAACGAAGUGCUAGGGUCGCACUUCACAGUUUAAGGCUGGCGGGCGGCUGGCUUGAUUGGCCGCAUCUAUACAAUGGACACAUGCAAUGUCUGCCUGGUCCCAUUGGGUGCACAGUUUUGACGGGGUUGCUUGUGCGUGCAUGAGUGCAUGACUGCACAUAUCGCAACUACUGUUUGCCUGCCUUGAUUGGCCGGGCGCGGGUGCGCGUGGUGAAUGCGGACGCGCGUCAAAAAGACAAACGAAUGCGUGUGUGGUGGCGCAGCAUGGACCGACACGACGACAGGGGCAGAAGUAGGUGCGUGGGGGCCGGUGGCAGAUCAUUGAAGGGCCGGCACCCGCGCAGGGCUCGUGUCUUCCUGAGGAAGGCAGCGUCCGGCUGAAAGAAGCCACACUCCCUCAAUCUUACAUUCGUACGCCG